AUGAGCAGCAACAGGUUCUUUACCUUUAAGAACACCAUCGGAGGCGCCCUUCGAGGGAGCAAACGGCUUGGACAUGGCAUCAACCCCUCUACCCGCAAACCUCUUUGGGAUGUGCCCAUCGCCUCAUCACAGGACCUUGAAAGCGCCGUCAGCUCAGCUCGCGUCGCCUUUGCCGAUUGGUCCAAGACACCGUGGGCCCAUAGACAAGCUUGCCUGACACAAGCAAGCAAGCUCCUCGCGGAACGCAAAAAUGACAUGUCUAGGCUUUUAUCCCUGGAGUGCGGCAAACCACCACAGUUUGCCGAACUUGAAGUGAUCCACGCCAUCAAUUUCCUCGACUUCUUUGCUGCCCAGGAACCGCUAGAGACACGGGUCAUUCAAGACGAUAAGGAUCUUCACUUAGCCCUGCAGUACGAACCUAUGGGAGUGAUUGGUGCUAUCUGUCCUUGGAACUAUCCUCUUGUACUCGCAAUCGGCAAGAUCGCGCCUGCGCUAUUGACAGGCAACUGUAUGAUUGCGAAGCCAUCGCCGUACACCCCAUACAGCCUCCUGAAAUUUGCUCAACUGGUCCAGGAUGUUUUCCCUCCUGGAGUCCUGCAGGCUCUUCAUGGGGAUAUGGAACUAGGCCCUUUGCUCUGCCAACACGCCGACGUGGACAAAAUAAGUUUUACAGGGUCAAGUGCAACAGGCAAGAAGAUCAUGGCUAGCGCGAGUGCCACGCUCAAGAGUGUGACGCUUGAACUAGGCGGGAACAGCGCCAACAUCGUUUGUCCCGAUGUUGACGUAGAUGUCGUUGCUCCUCAAGUGGCAUUGGCAGCCUUCUUCAAUUCUGGUCAACUAUGCGUGGCCAGCAAGCGUGUUUUUGUUCACCAAGACAUAUACGACAAGUUCCUCGAGAAAAUGGUUGAAACUGUCGAGAAAUGGAAGGUUGGACCGCCUGACGCAGAGGGGGGUGUUAUGCUUGGACCAGUACAAAACGAGAUGCAGUACAACAUUGUGAAGCGCUUUUUCCAAGACACAACAGAGAAUGGCUACAAGUUUGCGUGCGGGGGAGGUCAAGCAUUGGAUGGAUCGAGUUUUUUCAUUAACCCGGCUAUCGUCGACAAUCCUCCUGAUCAGUCACUUGUGGUCGAAGGUGAAGCCUUUGGUCCCAUUGUGCCCCUACUCAAGUGGAAAGACGAAGAUGACGUCUUGUCCCGUGCAAACAACACCACGACAGGCUUAGGCGGAGCCGUUUGGUCUGCCGAUAUCGAUCGAGCAAAGAGGAUCGCCUCGGGAAUCAAUGCGGGAACUAUAUGGAUCAACAGCGCUGAGAAGCCUUUGCCACAGGCACAUCUGGCUGGCCGCAAGGAGUCUGGAGUUGGCGGAGAAUGGGGACGUGAAGGGCUGGGGGUGUAUUGCAACAUCAAGACAAUCCACCAUUACCAGAAUCCUGUAUCUAAAGAGUAG
This is a messenger RNA of Fusarium keratoplasticum, 1449 nucleotides long. RefSeq names its product Aldedh domain-containing protein. Bases 1 to 1449 code for a protein of 482 amino acids. The record is from RefSeq and is a predicted model, not a curated record. NCBI's taxonomy places the organism in Eukaryota, Fungi, Ascomycota, Sordariomycetes, Hypocreales, Nectriaceae. The transcript has 3 exons. Gene Ontology annotation, molecular function: aldehyde dehydrogenase (NAD+) activity.